CAUAAAUAAACCCAACAAUAUAUAACAGGACCCACAGAAACAGCACAAAGUUUCAGAUGAUCUCAACCGUUGAUUAAACAGAGAUCCAUACACAACAAUAUCUAGUUGCAGAGAAUCAUAAUUCUCUUAACAAUAUAAUUUUUUUUGUAAAAAUGGUAAAAAGAAGAAUGGAAAAAAAGAAAAAAAGGAUUUUCAAAACAUUUGAAAAGAAAGCGGGCUAUUUUAGCAUUUGCAGGUGGGUUUAUACCGUUUGGAAAUGGGUUUGUUAUUCAAAAUUUGAAAACCCUCUCUUCAUUGUACAUAGCGCGCUCUCUCUCUCGCUCACUAUCUCCAUUUCUAUAUAACCUUUAGUAAGUCGCCACUGUCACUUCUGUUCGCAGAAGACCCUCAAAAAAGAAAAAAAAGAAAAAAAAAAGGAAACAGACUAAACCCUUGAAUUGAAUAGUAUCCCAUAAAGCUCAUCAGAUCUACUCUUUUCUUGAAAUCUCAGAUUCAAAAUUUCAAUUUAAUGGAAUCUCUUCCUGAUGCAAUUGUUCAAUACAUACUGUCACAUAUGAAGAAUGCAAAGGAUGUUGCUGUUUGUAACUGUGUAUCCAAGCGAUGGAAAGAUUCGUUGCCUUAUAUCAAAAGCCUUUACUUUCCUCGGAACUCUUUCGACAAUCACACAGGCAUUGAUCACCCUGAUAGCAUUGUGUGGAAGAUGAUAGCUUCCAUUGUCCGAUUAGAAGAGCUUGUUGUAUACAGCCCAUUCUCAAGCACAGGUCUUGCCUCAUGGCUAUUGCUUGCAGGUUCGUCGCUCAGACAUCUUGAACUUAGAAUGGACAAUCUUGCCGAAUACCAAACGUGUAUUGAAAGCCCCUCAAAAUUGGAAUGCAUUAGUGCUGCAAAGAAUUUGGAAUCCUUGAAGCUUUGGGGUGUCUUAAUGAUAAACUCACCCAAGUGGGAUAACUUCUCAAAGCUUCAAAACCUUGAAGUUGUUGGUGCUAGAUUGGAAGAUCCUGCAUUAUGUGCUGCCCUGCAGGCAUGCCCUAACUUAAAAAAUUUGCUGUUGCUUGGUUGUGAAGGUGUUAGAUCUAUUUCAAUUGAGCUUCUACAUUUGGAGCAAUGUAAACUGGAUUUUUAUGGCUUGGGUAAUUGCUCACUUACCCUUACUUGCCCAAAAAUGGAAUGCCUUGAAGUACAAGGUUGUAGUUGGAUUAGGGUCCGUGAGACUAACUGCUUGAGGAAACUUUCAAUUUCUAAUAAUGCUGGAAGAGUCUACAUGGUGGACUUUGGAAGGCUUGCUGCUUUAGAGUUUUUGUCUAUCAGAGGAGUCCAGUGGUGUUGGGAUGCAAUAAGCAAAAUGCUUCAGUGGGCCAGUGAGGUGAAGCAGCUAUACAUGAAGGUGGAAUUUACAGGAGACUUUGAUGCCCUUUUGCCCUUUCCAGAGGUUGACUUUGUUGAAUUUUUUAAUAGCCAUCAAAAGCUGCAAAAGUUUGAUGUUCAUGGAGCCAUGUUUGCAGCUCUCUGCCAGAAGAACAGCCUGAAAAAUGUUGAAUCAGGCUUUGUAAUUCCUUGUUUGGAGGAGGUAGUGAUCACAGUCAGAUCGCCAUUAAAUGCUGAACAGAAAAUGAGCACCCUUGAGUCUCUGUUGAAAUCUGGGAAAAAUAUAACGUCGAUGGUAAUAAGGAUUCUUCAAAUGAAGAGCAACCAUAGCAGCGCAGAUGAUUUUUUCGAUGAUAUUUGCAGGUUUCAGCGCAUGAACCGCAAGAUUGUUCGAAUAGAAUAAAGCUUACAUGGUAACUGGAGAAGUCGCACCCUCAUUUAUGUAGUGUCAACGCACAUCAUUCAUUAAUGUUCACUGAUCAACAGUUUUGACCACUGAUUUGAUUCAAACCUCGGUCAUUCUUUAAUGAUUGAACUGAUAACCAUGCUUUUGAGAUUUUAAUUAACCUGCAGAUUCAAGGUA
Molecule: messenger RNA, 1948 nt
Organism: Ricinus communis (castor bean)
Lineage: Eukaryota; Viridiplantae; Streptophyta; Magnoliopsida; Malpighiales; Euphorbiaceae
Product: F-box protein At1g10780
Exons: 4
Coding region: 509-1768 (419 amino acids)
Molecular function (GO): protein binding
Source: RefSeq, a predicted model, not a curated record